Hippocampus comes (tiger tail seahorse) is the source of this 1193-nucleotide messenger RNA. It is a transcript of the gene pex12, whose product is annotated as peroxisomal biogenesis factor 12. Gene Ontology annotation, biological process: protein import into peroxisome matrix; protein monoubiquitination. The transcript is spliced from 4 exons. The record is from RefSeq and is a predicted model, not a curated record. Gene Ontology annotation, cellular component: peroxisomal importomer complex; peroxisomal membrane. Gene Ontology annotation, molecular function: zinc ion binding; protein binding; ubiquitin-protein transferase activity. NCBI's taxonomy places the organism in Eukaryota, Metazoa, Chordata, Actinopteri, Syngnathiformes, Syngnathidae. Bases 102 to 1145 code for a protein of 347 amino acids.
UUAAGGAACCUCCGACAAACGCGUCACCGAGUCCCGUUCAUUUGCAGCGAACGCGUCAGGCUGAGGUCGAGGUCGAGGGGAAGGAAGGUGCCGCCUCGGUCAUGGCGGAGGCGGGCGCUCAUCUGACCUCCGGCGCUGUGCGGGAGCAGCCGUCCAUCUUUGAGCUUCUGGCUCAGGAGUCUCUGAUGGAGGCGGUGAAGCCGGCGCUGAGGCACGCCGUCAAGGUUCUCGCAGAGUCGAACCCGCGGCGCUUUGGUUUCCUGUGGCGAGGCUUUGACGAGUUCUACCUCCUGCUGGACGUCCUCCUGCAGAGGCACUUCCUAUCCCGCUGGAGCGCCUCCUUCUCCGAGAACUUCUACGGUCUGAAAAGGGUUUCGGCAGGGCGGGGCCUUCCCGUCGGCCCCCGGGCCCGCCGGCGCUCGCUCCUUCUCCUGUGCCUCGUGCCGUACUUGCGGGCCAAGCUGGAGGCCGUGUUUGCAAGGCAGAGGGAAGAGGAGGACUUCUCCAUACGGCUGGCGCAGAGCAGGACUCAGAGGCUGUAUCGGGCCGCCGUGGCGGCCUACCCGUACGUCAACUCGGCCUGGCGGGCCUGGAUCUUUUGCCAGCAGCUGCUCUUCGUCUUCGGGGCGGUGCGCGCCCACAAUCCUUUGCUGUGGCUGGCGAGGGUCCGUCUGGCCCGACUCAGCCGGCGAGAUAUCCGAGAGAUGGAGCUGAAAGCCGGCCAAAUGGGGAGCCCGCACGGGAACAGCGUGUUGCAGAGGGCCUGGUGGUUGACGUCACAAGCUGCCAGGGGCGUGGCCGUCUCCCUUUCCACCUCCCUCUCGCUGGGGGUGUUCUUCUUGCAGUUCCUGGAGUGGUGGUACUCCUCCGACAACCGGGCCGUCGUGAAGAGCCUCACGUCCCUCCCCGCGCCCCCGCCCCCUCUCCACCUAGGAGAGGAGGGCAGGCGCGAUGCGGCGGCGGACGUGUCACGCUGCCCGCUCUGCAGGAGGCUUCGCGUCAACGCCGCGGUGUUGUCGACCUCGGGCUUCGUCUUCUGCUACCGCUGCAUCUACUUGUACGUGAAAGCCAACCGCCGUUGUCCGCUCACCGGCUACCCGACUGAACUGCAGCACCUCAUCAAGAUCUACUCGCCGGACACUUGAACCGGACUUUCUCCUCCGUUGAGAGGAUGCAACGUCAUCACUAUGCGG